Molecule: messenger RNA, 2379 nt
Organism: Pyrus x bretschneideri (Chinese white pear)
Lineage: Eukaryota; Viridiplantae; Streptophyta; Magnoliopsida; Rosales; Rosaceae
Product: kinesin-like protein KIN-10B
Exons: 13
Coding region: 88-2031 (647 amino acids)
Biological process (GO): mitotic spindle organization; microtubule-based movement
Molecular function (GO): ATP binding; microtubule motor activity; microtubule binding
Source: RefSeq, a predicted model, not a curated record
AAAGUCUUCAUCUUUCAGUUACAGACCGUUCUGCAAUUUCCCAAUUCUCCCUCUUGAAAUACAAGCUGAGCUCUUUCCUUUGUUCCAAUGGAGGUUGGUCGAUUACUUGACAGUACUUCUGCAACUCCAGUAAAAUCCGCGAACCCCAAUUCAAUUUCGAAGGUCAGAGUCAUCGUGCGGGUGCGCCCUUUUCUUCUCCGAGAGAUCGCUGCAGGUAACGGAGAUCAGACGCCGUGCGCCUCUGUUGUCGAACAACAAUCCGAUUCCUCUGCCGAAGAAGUGGUCGUUUAUCUCAAAGAUAAAGAUACAAGCCGAAACGAGUGCUAUCGGUUGGACUCCUUCUUUGCCCAAGAGGACAACAAUGUUGGCCGGAUCUUCAGUAGAGAAGUGUUCCCUUUGAUUCCGGGACUCUUUCAUGGCUGCAAUGCGACGGUGUUUGCCUACGGAGCUACUGGAAGUGGAAAGACUUACACUAUGCAGGGAACGGAUGAGAUGCCGGGUUUAAUGCCACUGGCCAUGUCCAAAAUCCUGUCUAUGUGCCUGAGCACAGGAAGCUCAGUAGAGCUUUCAUACUAUGAGGUCUAUAUGGACAGGUGUUAUGACCUGUUAGAGAUCAAAGCCAAGGAAAUUACGGUUUUGGAUGACAAAGAUGGGCAGAUUCAUCUCAGGGGACUUUCUCGGGUGCCUGUAAAGUCCAUGUCUGAGUUUUACGAGGCCUUUUCUUGUGGGAUUCAGAGGCGGAAAACUGCACAUACGGGUCUCAAUGAUGUCUCUAGUAGGAGCCAUGGGGUCCUUGUGAUCGCCGUUUCCACUCCUCAUGAUGAUGGUUCUGGGGAUUUCGUUACUGGGAAGUUGAAUCUCAUUGAUCUAGCAGGCAAUGAAGACAAUAGAAGAACUUUCAACGAAGGGAUUCGUCUCCAAGAGAGUGCGAAGAUUAACCAGUCCUUGUUUGCAUUAUCGAAUGUCAUUUAUGCACUGAACAACAACUUAUCCCGAGUGCCCUAUAGAGAGAGUAAAUUGACUCGUAUUUUGCAAGACUCAUUAGGUGGGAUGAGUCAGGCUUUGAUGAUUACUUGCUUGAAUCCAGGAGAGUACCAAGAGUCUGUUCAUACUGUCAGCUUGGCAGCUCGGUCACGUCACAUUACCAACUUUGUUCCUUCAGCUCACAAGCUAGAGACACCGAAGGUUAAAGUUGACAUGGAAGCCAAACUUCGUGCUUGGCUUGAAUCAAGAGGAAAGACGAAGAGUGCACGAAGAAUUGAAGCAUUCAGUUCUCCCUUGUUGGGGAAAACUCGUGGUUCUUCUAUUGCCAAUGUCAAGAGACCCAACAUCAACCUCAGUUCUAUGAAAUCCAAGGUUAAUACAAACAGAAGUGCCUGUACUGCAAAAGAAAGGAAAAUCACUAUGCCUAUGAGGAACAUAUUUGACAAUGAAAGUGUAGUUGAUUCCAAUUUGGAGAACCUCCAAUUCGCCGCUAAGGAUAAUAAACAAGAGGGCAAUGCUGGAGGUGGUGGAUCCAUAUUCGAAUCCAAUACAAGUUUACAUGGUGAGCCAUCAAACCAGGAGGGAAACUCGCCGGGAAGUUCCUUGAGAAAAGCUCUCUCCCCAGUCAACACCAAUAUAAAUCAAAAGCCCCUCAAUGAACCUCUAGUCACAAAUGGAGAUUGCACUCCGAAAACUCCCUCUUUAGCGACCUGCACGAAAAACAUGUUCCAAAUAACAGGCACCCCACUUGAUAAAUUCACUGCUUGCGGAUCAAACAUAAAGAAUUUCCUACUUCAAGAGUAUAUUGACUUCUUGAACACAGCCAAAAGGGAAGAGCUGCUAGAGUUGAGGGGAAUAGGAGCCAAAAUGGCUGAAUACAUACUUGAGCUCAGAGAAACAAGCCCUUUAAAAUCGCUGAACGAUUUGGAGAAAAUAGGUCUCUCAACUAAGCAGAUUGUCAACCUGUUUAAUAAAGCUGCAGUAGGGGUACUUGAUAAGCAAAUAAAGGCAACACCCAGCUGCUCAGAUAUUUUACAGGUCAAGUAAGCGUGACCUCGGGUAGGGGUGUCCGACAACGUCCAACUCUAAAGCACCUCUCACAAAAAUCAUUGGGAAACCUCUUGUAUUGUAAUCCACCAACCGCACGUUGGUCUGACCCGAUGAGAGGCGGCAGCCCUACGGAGAUUUAUAGUCUUGUGAAGCAGACUCUGUAACAUUGGCCCAUCAGAUUCCUUACUGAUUUGGAUUGCACAUGUGAUUGUAAAAGACAAAAAGAACAUGUUUGUGUCGAUUUGUGUAGCGUUCAUCAGACCCUUUUUUGUAGUGCACAAUCAGUUAAAUGUAAUGUCAUAUUUACAACUCUAAUCUAAUUCUUCUUUUGUGUUUUCUUCUUCA